Molecule: messenger RNA, 2013 nt
Organism: Laccaria bicolor S238N-H82
Lineage: Eukaryota; Fungi; Basidiomycota; Agaricomycetes; Agaricales; Hydnangiaceae
Exons: 10
Coding region: 1-2013 (670 amino acids)
Molecular function (GO): protein binding
Source: RefSeq, a predicted model, not a curated record
AUGGCUCGUCGUCAACACACUAACAAUGCUGCUUCUCAGCGCACUUCUGCUCGAUUGAAAGCUAAGGUUGACACACAGACCGAAGCUCCAAAGGUGUCUACUCGCCCUCCAACAAUCCCACAAUCGAAACCUCGGAAGACACAAAAGCUUUCGAAUACAUUGGUACCUCAGACCGACAACGAACGGUCUGCUCUCAGCAAGGUUAGAGGCCGCCGUGGUCAUCUCAAGUUGAUGACAGAAAUGCCUCUCGAUAUCUUGCUCGAGAUAUUCAGCUACCUUCAACCCAUGGAUUUGUUGCACCUUGCCCGAGCGACAAAGGCUCUUCGUGCCAUCUUGAUGCAACGAUCCGGUGCAGCUUCAGUUUGGAAAUCGGCAUUUACAAAUGCAACACCAGCACCGCCCAGUUGUCCUUCUGAUCUCAAUCUCCCGCAAUAUGCCAAUCUUCUUUAUGGCCGUCACUGUCAAUUUUGUAGUUCCAUCUACGGGUCACUGGUUGAUUGGUGCAACCGAAUUCGGACGUGUUCCAGCUGCAUCUCGUCAAAAUAUCAGUCCGGGACAUUGGACGGUGACAACGUGGUGCGAAGUGCUGAACUGAUUACCAAUGGGUGGAUGGUAAGGAUCGCCGGUCGUCAUUCAACCGUAUUUUUGAAGCAAGAUUACGAUCACAACCUUCAAACGCUUCGUUCCCUGAGUGAUACUGCCGCAUCAGCAUUUAUUGUCGAUCGAACGAGGCUCAAGGCGGCGCGACGCCAGCAUCUUAAUGCGUAUGUGCGGUGGGAAUCUCAACUGAAAAGAGAACAUCAAGAUGACCUACACAAGGUUCGCACUGACCGAAGGGAAGCAAUCGUUCAAAAGCUUCGAGAACUCGGUUAUGGGAUAGAGGUUGACCGUUUAUACUGGCGGCAAAUACGUGACCUCCCGGGCGUGAAUGCAUCAAAGCCGCUAACUGAACGAGGUGCGCACUCUCUCACACUCCUGUCGCCCAAUCUCACCGAAGCAGUCUGGGAGAAUUUGCGUACAGACCUCAUAUACAUUCUGGAGGCUAUGAGGGAACAGCGCCUACACGAAGACCGUUCUGCGGUUGUGUCAAAGCACUUAGCCAUUUUGAGAGAAUUGGUUGAUAAAUAUACGAAGAAGCAACCUAAGCCCGCAGUGGUACCUAGAGCUGUCGACCUGGCCUUGAUGGAGCCCUUCCGCAGCGCGGUAUUCAACACUGAGGCGACGAAAGAAAGCAGACUGACUGAGCUUUCAAAAUUGGAAAAUCAAAUUCAACCUCUAGUGGUUUCUUGGCAAGAUUCUGCAAAUGAGUUUCUGGCAGGACUCCUACCCUCCACUAAACGCUCUGGGAAGCGUAAGCUCGAUACUUCCCAGCUCAAGCUUGCAGCGAUUUUCUUCCGCUGCCACUGGUGCACGGAGCCGAUAUCGUAUCCUAGGGUCCUUGUUCAUAACUGUCUCAUGAAAACUCACUCACGCAGCAACGGAGAUGAGGAUUCUGAGGAUGAAACUGAGGAUGAGAAACUGCUCGCUUUGGUACCUUCGUGGGUUGGCAUGCCUUGGAAUCAUGAUAAAGAGCAGGUUACAUUUGACGAGGAGGCGUGGAAGUGCGCCCGAGGCGUCAUCGUUGCUUGUGGAGAAGAUCCUGACACCGUCACCGCAUCCCAGAUGGAUGACAAAGAUCAAAGGGUUGAAUGUCUCCAAUGUCGUACUCAAACUGCCAGCGGAAAACGACUAGUAAUGAAGUGGAGAAUCGCUAUUCUACACGAAAUAGAGAAGCACUGGGAGGAAACGUCAAGGAAAGGUUGGUCUCUUUUAGGCGACGACGACGUGCAAAAGGCCAAGGUCCAGGAAGCCAAGAAUAUGUCAAGGUGUCGCGAAGGUCCUGAGAGAUGUAGUACUUGUGAUUUUUUGUCGAGCACGUCGCCCAUGACUUCAAGACAUGAUCAUUGUGAAGGUGCCACAUAUAUUCCCCUAGACGCUGCUAUGAAAAGGCCUCCUUACGCUGUCAAGAUCUAA